This is a messenger RNA of Cajanus cajan (pigeon pea), 1347 nucleotides long. RefSeq names its product GDSL esterase/lipase At1g23500. Gene Ontology annotation, molecular function: lipase activity. The record is from RefSeq and is a predicted model, not a curated record. Lineage: Eukaryota; Viridiplantae; Streptophyta; Magnoliopsida; Fabales; Fabaceae. Gene Ontology annotation, biological process: lipid metabolic process. Gene Ontology annotation, cellular component: extracellular region.
AGAAAAAUGGAUAAGUUAUUUUGGGAGAGAUCACUAGUGACGGUUGUGUUGGUUUUGUUUGCCACGAUCCGAUUUCCGAAAGUUGUAGCUGUUAACGGAAAAAUUCCGGCAUUGUUUGCAUUUGGAGACUCAAUCCUCGAUACCGGAAAUAAUAACAAUAUUCUAUCAUCAACUAAGUGCAAUUAUCCUCCCUAUGGAAGGGAUUUUCCCGGAGCAGUACCUACAGGAAGAUGCUGUAAUGGAAAAACUCCCACAGAUUUGAUAGCAAUGGCUCUGGGAAUCAAAGAUUCGGUACCAGCAUAUCUUAGCGGUAACUUGAGUCCUCAAGACCUCGCCACCGGUGUAUGCUUCGCUUCAGCUGGGUCAGGAAUCGACGAUCAAACUGCUCGCUUACUGGCAACUAUAUCACAACCAGCCCAACUGCAAAUGUUCCGAGAAUACAUAGGAAAGCUGACAGCAGCUGUUGGACAACAACAAGCGACCCAAAUCAUAUCCGACGGCGUAUUCCUCGUUUCCGCAGGCAACAAUGACAUUGCCAUUACCUUUACCUCAUUAGCCCUAGCAGUGCCUUUUCCUAUAUAUUCCGCUGGUUUAGUUUCCACCGCUUCAAAUUUCUUCAAGAGUAUAUAUGCACUUGGAGCACGGAAAGUUUGGGUACUAAGCACAUUGCCACUAGGAUGCUUGCCUGGAGGUAGAUUAGUAGCGGGAGGACCAUUAAGGGCUUGUGCAGUAUUUGAGAAUAUGUUAGCGCAGUCAUUCAAUGGUCAAUUAUCAACAGCGGUUAAUUCAAUCAGAGCCAGCUAUUCCGAUUAUGACAUUAGGUUCAUCGAUGUCUAUACUCCCCUCUAUAAUAUCAUACAAAAUCCUCAGGCAUCAGGGUUUGAGGACGUGGCGGACGCGUGUUGCGGGACUGGGCCAUUCAAGACGGCAGGGUUAUGUAACCUUUUGGUUGUGUGUCCAAAUCCUUCAACCUACGUUUUCUGGGAUUUUGCCCAUCCAACUGAGAGAGCUUAUCGGCUUGUUGUCGAUUCUAUACUACAGUCAAACUCAAUGAAUAUUAAUGCCUCUACUCUCUCAAACUAAUGAGUACAAUGUUUCUAUACUAGUAGUAGCAGAGUUAGAGCUCUUUGCAUCAUUUGUUAAAAGGAAAAUUGAGGGAGAAAGUGAGAAAGAAGUUUAAGAUGGAAUAUAUCCUUUAGUAGUUUGGGAAAAGAAGAAAAGUGAGGUAAAAGAGAAAGAAAUUGGUAGGAGCCAUGUCUUAUAAAAUCGAAGACAUUUGAAAAAUAAAGUAUGAAAAAGUGUGGAACUCAUUAAAUUAAGUGGAAAUGAUAAUUUUAUCCUUUUGAC